CUGGCUGCAGGCCACACCACACCGACCCCGCGCCAAGCUGCCUAGAACUACUAUGGCAUCCGUCGCCCGCACAUACACAACACACCAUGAUUGGAAGUACUUUAACUGUUUCCGGAGCUUUGGUCAGGGUAUGGUGUUAGGAAAAGGAAAAAAAAAAAAAAUCAGCUAAACCAACCUACUGGUAACUAUACGGUAGCUUGGACCGUUUCUCUCUCGAUUUGGCUACGGUCAGCUACUCCCUCUUAACCCCCCAUUCAUGCCCCCAUCAGCCAACGAUGUUGCACCCUGUCAUCAUCUUUUCGUCUCUGUAUAAGUCGUUUGUUCCGUCUUCGUCAGACCCUUCAUCUCUCUCACGGUCCUUCUGACACCUCUCCACACACGGGAACGGGUUCCACACACUCAACCACAGUUUGCCUUUUUUUUUUUGCAUAUUGAUUCGUUGGGCUUGGCUACUUGAAAACAGGGGUGCUUCUCCAACGCAAAGGCAAAGACGGCCUACUAUUCUUCAGCAAGCAUCCAGCCACAAGAUAUAGACAGGCGCACCUUUCAAAAGAUGCUUCAGUUUUACGCAACAAUAUCUUGACAGCUCCCCCCUAUCUGUCUCUCUUUCCAGUCGACAUAUCCACCUCCUUUCUUCCGACGGUCUGACAGGAGGUGUUCUGUAACAUAAUACAAGACCAUUUACGACACCCGCUAUCAGCAUCAACCUUAUCUGUUGACUAACCUCAUUGUCACUCGGCGACUCUAAAUAAUUUUCAAAAAAUCUAUCCUAGAGACUUGACGUUCUGAAUGCCGACACUACUUAGCAUUCGACAUAACAUUUCUCGCAAACAGCUCAAAUCUUUUCUGUCACCGAUUUGGCCUUCAGAGCGGGAUCACACUUUCCAAAAUGUCGGGGACUGCAAUAGAUGCUGUGCGGCUGGAUCAGCUCAACCAGUAUUCUAUCAUUGAGCGUGUCUGCUCAGUUCUAUCACUGCUUGGAAGCGUCUUCAUCAUCGCAACUUUUUGCUACUCCAACAUGUUCCACAAGCCCAUAAACAGGCUGGUUUUCUUUGCUUCCUUUGGCAAUAUGAUGACCAAUGUUGGAACGUUAAUGGCGAGAUCGUAUGUUGGCGAUCCUGACGGCCCCGGCUGCCAGUUCCAAGGCUUUCUGAUUCAAAUGUUCUUACCGGCGGACACCCUCUGGACACUGGCCAUGGCUGUUAAUGUUUACUUGACCUUCUAUCACAAGUUUGACGCCGUUAAGCUCCGCAAGAUGGAGAUCCCUUACCUCCUCAUCUGCUAUGGGUUGCCUUUCGCUAUUGCCCUGACCUACAUUUUCAUACAAUCGCCAGGACGUGGGCGCAUGUAUGGAGAUGCGACGCUGUGGUGCUGGAUCAGCCCUCGUUGGGACAUAUGGCGCUUGACUACGUUUUAUGGUCCCAUCUGGCUCAUUAUCCUCAUCACCUUCUUCAUCUAUAUCCGUGCCGGUGGUGAGAUCUACCGCAAGCAUCAACAGCUUCGCAACUUUCACUCAAGCACGCGCAGUCAUCACGAGCCCGAACCUCUACCGCCGAUGGACGAUCCCCUGAUUUCUAGCAAGACCACCGAGGUCUCCAUCACUUCAGAGGCGGUACUGCCUGUGGUACCAGGGGCUAUCGAUCUCGCACCACUGGGUAGGCGCGCGUCAGAUAACGUCCAACAACCUCCCCCUAUUCCCGGACCGGCGUACUCGGUGCAGAUCUCGUCGAGCGGAACGAACACCAACGACCGGAGGCCGUCCCAUCAGCCAGAUCUGACCAUCCAACCCACACGUGCCACCUUGACACGCAGCACCACCAGAGUGGGGGCAGUUCAACAGCGCUCGCGGCAAAACCAGGACGCCACCAAUGCUGCGUGGUCAUACACAAAGUGCGCGCUGCUCUUCUUCACGGCCAUGCUGGUGACGUGGAUCCCGUCCUCGGCCAACCGCGUCUACUCUGUCAUCCACGCCAACCAAGUCAACCUGACGCUCGAGUACAUGAGCGCCUUUGUGCUGCCGCUCCAAGGAUUUUGGAAUGCCGUCAUCUACAUGGUGACGAGUUGGAAGGCGUGCAAGCUGGUGUUUCACGACAUUUUCCUGUCAAGAAUGCCGGUCACGGAGCUGAUCGACUACAGGUCGUCCAUCAUCCGUCGGCGCCAGCAAAACUCUAACAAUCAUCAUGCCCAAGCCGCGGGCGCCGGGAGCGGGGCGGCCGGAUCGAGCCACUCGCGCAAGGAAUCAGGAUCCGCAGGAAGGAUGACGCCUCAACCGUCAGACAAGAAUUACGAGAACGAGAGCAUGACGGACUUGGGGAGCAGACCUUCGUUGCAGGAGCCGGGGCAAGAGAGGAGACCUCACCGCGGUGUUUGAGUCGAGUUGCAAUGCCCUAGGUUGCUCUUUUUUUGGUGCUAGGGGUAAUGAGAAAAAAAGGGAAAAUGGUGGUUGUUUUGCUUUGUUUGUCUUUUGAGAUACCAGGCCUUAUGACGAAUGUCUUAGAAACGCGUAUUUCUCGCUGGGCGUUGGAGGGAAAUUUUGGCUUGAUGACGAAUGCACGAUGUAUCUAAUACUUGAUUUACAUGUAUCUAAUACCCCCAAAGACCUACGUGCCUCUCUGGAGACAAAUUCUUGAUUUUAAUUUCUUUGUUCAUAGGCUGUGUGAAAG
This is a messenger RNA of Pyricularia grisea, 2663 nucleotides long. RefSeq lists its product as uncharacterized. Gene Ontology annotation, biological process: adenylate cyclase-activating G protein-coupled receptor signaling pathway; cell surface receptor signaling pathway. NCBI's taxonomy places the organism in Eukaryota, Fungi, Ascomycota, Sordariomycetes, Magnaporthales, Pyriculariaceae. The record is from RefSeq and is a predicted model, not a curated record. The transcript has 5 exons. Bases 890 to 2371 code for a protein of 493 amino acids. Gene Ontology annotation, molecular function: G protein-coupled receptor activity. Gene Ontology annotation, cellular component: plasma membrane.